AACUCGCCGAUUCUUCUCCGGGCUAUUUGUUGAGCAAUUGCCGGAGUCUCUCUCUCUCUCUCUACUUUUUCUCUCUCAUCAAUCGGUUUUUGGAGAAUGUUGUGCCAAUGGUUUGAGUAGAAUCCAAUCCAUGGUAGCUUUUCAAUUCCGAAGCAUAAUCUAGGGUUCGGUUCUGGAAAUAUUCCGUCAACUUUUCCCAAUUCGUGUUGAUCAAUCGCGCUUUCUUCUCCGUCGACCGGCCUCUUCUAAUUUUUCGGCUGCCGCGUGGUGGAGAAUUCUUCGAUUUUGGGGCUUUUUAUUUGAGGCUAUGUAUAUUGAGGAAUUGAAGGAAGGGGAGUUGCAGACUGGGGAGGAGGGGAGUUAUCGUGCUAUUGUUAGUGAUUUUGAGAGCCAAAGCAUCGUAAGGUCUGAUGUAAAAAGGAUCGCUGUUGGAGUUGGGGCUCGUGUGCUUUUCUACCCGACUUUGCUUUACAAUGUUUUCAGAAAUAAGCUUCAGACGGAGUUUCGUUGGUGGGAUAGGGUCGACCAGUUUAUAUUGUUAGGUGCUGUUCCAUUUCCUGCCGAUGUUCCUCGUUUAAAGGAGGUUGGCGUUCGAGGGGUGAUAACCCUUAAUGAGCCAUACGAGACUUUGGUUCCUUCAACCCUAUAUCGCGAUCACGGCAUUGAUCAUCUUACCAUUCCCACUAGAGAUUAUUGCUUCGCACCUUUAUUGAGAGACAUUUGCAUUGCUGUAAAUUUCAUCCACAAAAAUGCAUCACGUGGACGAACCACAUAUGUUCAUUGUAAAGCUGGACGAGGCCGUAGCACAACCAUUGUUAUAUGCUACUUGGUGCAAUACAAGCAAAUGACGCCGGAUGAAGCUUAUAGUCAUGUGAAGUCAAUCAGGCCAAGGGUGCUUUUAGCACCAUCACAAUGGCAGGCCGUCCUGGAAUUCUACCACCUGAUGGUGCAGAAGGAUGUUUCCUUCUGCCACAUCAAUGAUCUAGGAAAGAAAGUGUCGGUAUCAUCACACGAUCUUAUCACAUUUGAUGAUAGUUCUGUAGUUGUUGUAAAAGAGUCCGAUCUUGAAGGAUAUGACCAAAGUAUCAGGCGAAGUGAAAUGGGUGAUAUCUGGGCAGAUUUAAGUAUGGUCUGCAGGGUUCGUGUUGCUGGUCAUGCAGCUCUGACAAGAAUCUCUUGUUUGUGGCUCAGCUAUCGAGCAAAACACCAUAGCCAGAAGAUUUCAGGAGAUGAUAUAGGCGUCGGAAAGGGCUGUUCACUCAGUGCUACUCAUUUGGAAGGGUUCAGUGUGGACAUCCAUGUCUAUUAAACCAACUCAGAGGUCACAAGUUUUCUGUACUUAACUCAUAUAUAUGUGAUAAAAUAUAGCAAAAUAUGUAUCAGGCAGAAUUGAAAUUGUUAAUAUGCAUCUGUAAGUGAGAUUGUGCUGUCCAAUAUGUUUUUCAUUCUGAAUGUGUUAAUGAAAUUCUCAUCUUUCAUAAA
This is a messenger RNA of Momordica charantia (bitter melon), 1482 nucleotides long. Its product is annotated as Phosphotyrosine protein phosphatases superfamily protein. The record is from RefSeq and is a predicted model, not a curated record. Gene Ontology annotation, biological process: protein dephosphorylation. Gene Ontology annotation, molecular function: phosphoprotein phosphatase activity. Lineage: Eukaryota; Viridiplantae; Streptophyta; Magnoliopsida; Cucurbitales; Cucurbitaceae.